AUGGAGCAGCUCCAAGAAACACCGCACGGAGAUGGAAAUCUCAAGGCCGCCCCAGAUCCCGGACUCGGAGGCGGCAAUGGCGGCUGCAUCGCUCCCAAUGGCACCCUCCCCUGCGGCUGGCUCGGUCGUCUGUCCCGCGAGCUGCAUUGGAGCUUCGUGCUCGCCGUCGUCGCCGUCUACGGCGCCUGCCAGGGCGUCGGCUCCUCAUUCGGCAGCGUCGCCGCGGGGUACUACUGGAAGGACGUGCAGCGCGUGCAGCCGGCCGCCUCGCAGUUCUACCAGGGCGUCGUCAACGUGCCCUGGGUCGUCAAGCCCCUGUGGGGCCUCUUCACCGACGUCGUCCCCGUCGCCGGCUACCGCCGCCGCCCGUACCUCCUCCUCGCAGGUGAGCCAAUGCUUUGCUUGCUACGGUCAACGUCGUUCUGA
Triticum aestivum (bread wheat) is the source of this 426-nucleotide messenger RNA. Its product is annotated as probable folate-biopterin transporter 3. The transcript has a single exon. The coding region runs from base 1 to 426 and encodes 141 amino acids. Lineage: Eukaryota; Viridiplantae; Streptophyta; Magnoliopsida; Poales; Poaceae. The record is from RefSeq and is a predicted model, not a curated record.